Clunio marinus is the source of this 1377-nucleotide messenger RNA. Lineage: Eukaryota; Metazoa; Arthropoda; Insecta; Diptera; Chironomidae. The record is from the annotation of a GenBank genome assembly.
AUGUUGCAAUACGACUCAUCACAAAUUACAAUUGAUUCAAAACAUCAAAUAACGUCUGUGCCUAAAUUUGGCUUGAAGUUUAAAUUUAAUCAUAAAUUUCCUGAUAAAGAAAAGUUUUCUCAAAACUUGAAACCAUCUUGGAAACAGAUUUGGGACUUGGUUCCAAUGAUGUUUCGCUAUGUUCCUUAUUAUUGGAAAAAUUCCCAGACGGGUCAACCCAUUCUUAUGGAUUAUUUUUCAAUGCAAAAUAGUUUAGGAAUCUAUGGGUGUCCAAUUGGAGGAAUUGGUGCCGGCACAAUUGGGAGAGGAUUUGCAGGCGAGUUUUGCAGAUAUCAACUUAGGCCAGGAAUUUAUGAAUACAACACUUUACAUGCAAACCAAUUUAUUGUGAACAUAAAAGAUGAGAAUGGAAGUACAAUUUUUCAAAGUGUGAUGUCAACAUUUGACCGUGCAAAAAGCUGUUUUUCGUCUUGGGAAUCGAACCUUGAUCCAGAGAAAUGCUUAUACACAGCUUUGUAUCCUCGCUCGUGGUCCGAAUAUGAUUUAUCUGAAUAUGGUGUAAAACUUGUUUGUCGUCAGAUAUCCCCUGUCAUUCCACAUAAUUAUAAAGAUUCAUCAUUUCCAUGUGCAGUGUUUGUUUGGCAGAUUGAGAAUAUAUGUAGUAAAAUACGUCACGUAUCAGUAACUUUUGUAAUUAAAAAUGGCACAGGGAAUAAGAAACAAGAUGCCAUGGGAAUGCCAAAAUCUGAGACUUUUAAAAAUGGUAACAUUUGUGGAGCAACGAUCAAACAAACCAUUGCUGGAAUGCCGUGCAACUAUUCAAUAGGAGUUCUCAAGUCGUCAGAUAAUGUCUCAGUUUCGAGCGUUUCAAAACUUGAUCCAAAUGGAAACGGAAGUACUCUAUGGAAAAAAAUUUAUUCAGAUGGAUUAGUUUCUCUUAAUAGUGAAGAUAAAAAGAUCAAAGAUAGAAAAGAAGUAUGUGUUGCAGUUUCUGGUCAGAGGGUGAUUGAACCAUAUGAUUGUAAUGAUCUAGAAUUUUGUUUUGCAUGGGACAUGCCAAAAGUUACUUUCCCAAAAAGUUCAAAGACGUAUUCAAAAUUUUACACAAAAUAUUUUGGGAGUGAUGGAAAUGCUGGAGAAAAAAUUCUAGAUUAUGCUUUAAAAAGUUACUUUGAAUGGGAACAAUUGAUCUCAAAUGAAUUCCAGAGAGACAUUCUUAAUGACCCAAAUCUUCCUGACUGGUACAAAAGUGCAAUAUUUAAUGAGCUCUACUUCAUUGCUGAUGGAGGAAGCUUGUGGAUAACGGUAGAUGAAGAUGAUCCAUUGGAAACUAAUGAUCCAAGUUUACUUCAUUUCAAGUUGAGAUCAGUAAAGUAA